UGUCUUUGACAUGUGUGCAUGUGUGUUUAUGGUUUAUGACUUUGUUUGGCCACCUGAGUUUAUUUGAGAAGAUCGCGCAUAUUGAAAAGUUAUCUUGUAAUGGCUGCCUUUGAGGAGACCACGUGGAAUACUGACAUGUCUCAUCGCAAAUUCCACGCACCCCGCCAUGGACACUUGGGGUUCCUGCCCCACAAGCGAAGCAAGAAGCAUAGAGGCAGGGUGCGUACGUGGCCCAAAGAUGACCCCAGCCAACCAGUGCACCUCACUGCCUUCCUGGGAUACAAGGCGGGCAUGACCCACACGUUGAGGGAGGUGCACCGCACUGGCCUCAAGCAAGCAAAGAGAGAGGAAAUAGAGGCGGUUACCAUCAUUGAAACUCCUCCGGUCAUUGUGGUGGGGGUUGUGGGAUAUAUUCACACCAUCCGUGGCUUGCGUUCCCUCAAAACUAUCUUUGCUGAGCAUCUAAGCGACGAGUGCAAGCGCAGAUUUUAUAAAAACUGGUUCAAGAGCAAGAAGAAGGCCUUCACCAAGCACAGUAAGAAGUGGCAGGAUGAGACUGGAAAGAGACAGCUGGACAAGGAUUUUGCUCAAAUGAAGAAAUACUGUUCAGUGAUCAGGGUUAUUGUUCAUUCUCAGAUGCGACUGCUGCCCAUACACCAGAAAAAGGCCCACAUCAUGGAGGUGCAGCUCAAUGGGGGAAGCAUCUCGGACAAGGUGGACUGGGCAAAGGAGCGUCUGGAGCAGGCCGUGCCCAUCUCUGCCGUCUUCUACCAAGACGAGAUGAUUGAUGUCAUUGGAGUCACAAAGGGUCACGGCUUUAAAGGUGUGACAAGUCGCUGGCACACAAAGAAGCUUCCCAGGAAGACUCACAAAGGCCUGAGGAAGGUGGCCUGCAUUGGAGCCUGGCAUCCGGCACGUGUGUCAUACACUAUAGCUCGUGCUGGUCAGAAGGGCUAUAACCACCGUACUGAGAUCAACAAGAAGAUCUACCGUAUCGGUAGGGGUGUGCACAUACAGGAUGGAAAGGUGAUCCGGAACAAUGCCUCCACUAGCUAUGACACCACCCAGAAGACCAUUACGCCCCUGGGAGGCUUCCCUCACUAUGGUGAAGUGAAGAAUGACUUUGUCAUGGUGAAGGGCUGUGUGGUCGGGGCUAAGAAACGUGUUCUCACCCUCAGAAAGUCUUUGAUCGUGCACACAUCUCGCAAGUCCAAGGAAACCAUCGAGUUGAAGUACAUUGACACCACUUCCAAAUUUGGCCAUGGCCGCUUCCAGACUGCCCAAGAGAAGAGGGCAUUCAUGGGGCCACUGAAGAAGGAUGCCAGGAAGACACUGCCUGAGCCUCUAAAUGAGGAGGCCUAAAAUAAAUUCUCACAUCUCAAUUCUUAUGCAAUAAUAAAACUGAGUUUCAAAUACA
Micropterus salmoides (largemouth bass) is the source of this 1417-nucleotide messenger RNA. Its product is annotated as 60S ribosomal protein L3-like. The transcript is spliced from 10 exons. Gene Ontology annotation, biological process: ribosomal large subunit assembly; translation. The coding region runs from base 100 to 1362 and encodes 420 amino acids. Gene Ontology annotation, molecular function: RNA binding; structural constituent of ribosome. Gene Ontology annotation, cellular component: ribosome; cytosolic large ribosomal subunit. The record is from RefSeq and is a predicted model, not a curated record. Lineage: Eukaryota; Metazoa; Chordata; Actinopteri; Centrarchiformes; Centrarchidae.